Molecule: messenger RNA, 1100 nt
Organism: Drosophila ficusphila
Lineage: Eukaryota; Metazoa; Arthropoda; Insecta; Diptera; Drosophilidae
Product: leukocyte surface antigen CD53
Exons: 4
Coding region: 252-941 (229 amino acids)
Cellular component (GO): membrane
Source: RefSeq, a predicted model, not a curated record
CGGUUUUCAUCUCAGAUCCGAAUCGCCGCCAGUUGAUUCGCACGGCUGAAACACGGCGGUCGGACGUCGAGAGUGGUCUUCGCCAAGUGACGCUGUAUCCGACGGAUACGCAUUUGAAAACUGGCUGCUGGCCAUCGCCAUAUAUGUAACGCCCCCGGUGCACUCUGUUCGCCUUUGUUGACUUUGGUCAGUCAGUUAGCCAGUCAGUCAGUCGAUCCCCAGUCGCAUCUUCAGCUGGGAAACAAGUCACCAUGGGCCUGCAUGCCACCACAGUGAAGCAACUGCUGCUCUUGCUCAACUUCGUGUUUUCCGUGCUCGGACUGGCGCUGGUCGCCUUCGGAAUUUUCUUUUUGAUCUCCGCCGCCGAGAAUGCAGUCAGCAUCGGUGAGAACGUGGCCGGCGGUCUCAUCAUCGGCCUGGGUGUUGUCAUCCUGAUCGUCGCGGUCUUCGGAUGCCUGGCCGCCAUCCACGAGGCUCCUGUCCGGCUCCUGAUCUACGUGGGUGCCGUGGGCCUGCUGAUCCUGUCGCAGCUGCUCUUCCUGAGCAUGGCCACCCAUGGCACCAAGGACGGGCUCUCCGGCAGCAUUAACGAGGGCUUCGACCGCCUCUGGGAGUCGGAGCGCAACAGCACAGGGGCACUGGCCUACUACGAGAGCUGGCUGCACUGCUGCGGAGUCAACAGCGCCGAGGACUACUGGGUAAUCCGGCACAGCGUUCCCUCCAGCUGCUGCGAGGAUGGCCAGUGCCUGGACACGCAGAGUAGGAUUUUCAAGCCCGGCUGCAAGGGCGAGUUCAUCAAGUACUUGGACGACAAGUUUCUGGUGUUCAAAAUCGUCUGCUGGCUGCUUAUCAUCGGAGAGGCUGUGGGCGCUGUUUUCGGUUGGCUGCUCUACAGCAGCGUUAAAAACGAGAGCCGACGCAAUAAUGCCGUCUGGAUGUAAAGCUCUGUCUAAGUCACUUGGGUAUAAGGCAAUAAUAUGUUCUAAACUGUUUUUCUAAUGAAUUGUUUUCUAAUGAAUUAAUACUGUUAACAACUGUCUACUAAUAGCAGGUUGGUCGUUUUGUAAUCUGUAUUAAAAACUCACCAUGCAAAAAAGCAA